This is a messenger RNA of Odontomachus brunneus, 3518 nucleotides long. RefSeq names its product E3 ubiquitin-protein ligase RNF25. NCBI's taxonomy places the organism in Eukaryota, Metazoa, Arthropoda, Insecta, Hymenoptera, Formicidae. Gene Ontology annotation, cellular component: nucleus. Gene Ontology annotation, molecular function: protein binding; ubiquitin protein ligase activity. Gene Ontology annotation, biological process: protein ubiquitination. The transcript has 6 exons. Bases 171 to 1223 code for a protein of 350 amino acids. The record is from RefSeq and is a predicted model, not a curated record.
GUGUCGACUGUGCUAGCAGAAGGAUUUCAAUAUUGACGCGCAUUUGACGCUCUCGCGGCCGUCGUCGAAGUGCGCGAGAGCGGUGUUAUUCGUGAGUGCGGAGGAAUCGCCUUGAUUCUGUGGCAAGCGGGACGUAGCUUAUUGACGAUUAUUGACCGACGAGGGACACGAUGUCGGAUGCGAUGGUGGACGAACGGGUAACUGAUGAGAUUGAGGCAUUAAAAGCAAUUCUGCUGGACAAUGAGCUAAACAUCAAGGAGAAUGACAGAGGGGAACCAGAAUAUAUAGAGACAAUACUAUUUCCCUCAACGGGCGAAGACUCGCAGUCGCAAUAUGUAUGUGUAACUCUGAUAGUACGAUUGCCUCUGGGCUAUCCAGAUGUCUCACCAGCCAUCAAUCUUCGAAACCCAAGAGGUUUGGAUGAGAACACGGUGAAGUUAAUGCAGUCUGAUGCAGAAGCCAAAUGUAAAGACUUUAUAGGUCAACCAGUAAUGUUUGAACUAAUUGAGUUAGUACGAGAACAUUUGACAAGGAGCAAUCUUCCCACUGACCAGUGUGCUGUCUGCUUAUACGGUUUCCGGGAAGGAGACGAAUUCACAAAGACGGAAUGCUACCAUUAUUUUCAUUCCCACUGUUUAGCAGCACAUGUCGCUGCUGCUGAGAAAUACUAUGGGGAAGAGCAGGAGAAAUUGCCGCAGUGGCAACAAGAUACUACAAACAAGUUUCAGGCUAUAUGUCCCGUUUGCCGGGAGUCGAUCAAUUGUGACGUCGAAAGUUUAUGGUCAGCACCACCGCCGAUCGACGUCGAAGCCGCCACCGACUUCUCCGUUACCGCCGAGCUAAGAGAACUGCAGAAACAAAUGGCUGCUCUGUAUUUGCGUCAGCAACAGCGAGGCGGUAUAAUCGAUUUGGAGGCCGAGGGCGUGAAGAUGUUGUUGAGAACGGAAGACGAUCCUUCUGCCGCUACAGUCGAAGUCAGUCCGCCUGGCACAAGCUUGAAUGCGUAUUCCAACACCACCGUGCAGCCAGUUACUCAGGUGCACUCCAAGCAGACCUCGCACCAGGCGCAGAAUCACCAUACGCAAUAUCAGUCUCGUCAAGUUCAUCACAAUAAUCACGGGCACAACAACCAUAAUCACGGCAACCGCCACCGUGGUCGCGGUCGCGCCCACUACCGACGCCACUUUGACAGAGUCAGACAGGCAGAAUCUACUCCCAGAUGACAAUGGGCUCGAGACAAGCUCGCCGUCGUCGUUUGGUCGUCCUUCGCUCCUCCGCUAAGUGUAUACAAUAUUCUGAUUAGUAUCAGUAGCGUAAUCGUCGGUGUAAUAUACGGUGACUGUCUAUCCUCGAGUAGUCUCACCGCGAUAAACUUAUAGGUGUCGUUGUUCGGCAGCAUCCUCGUCGUCGCGACCGUCGCGUAUGCGACGAUGGGAUGCGCUGCGAUCUCCCGUCUGGACUGUCUACGUAGACCGAAGCCGUGGUGCUCUUUCAAACGAUCCGCAAUCGUACAAAGUAGUUGAUAUCGUUUUUUGCCUUAGUUCCUUUUUCUCGUUCUUUACUCUUUCAUUCAUCGACGAUCUCGCGACAUUGGACUCAUCGAUUCUCCUUCUCUUUCGCGAAGAUAGAGUGCGAUGAUGGUUAUCUAAAAAAAAGAAAGAGUAAUCUUGUAUCAGUUGCAAAUAUAUCGCGCAAAAUAAAUUUUUUUAUUUUGAACUUGGGCUUUAUGUCUAGGUUCGAAUGUAUUUUGUCGUUUGUUUCUUGUCAUUUAUUAUCGAUACACUACUGCCAACCGGGAGGGCUGUGUUAGCUUAAUAAAAUAAUAUUAAUUAGUUGAAAAAAGAAUUACUUCUAUAAUUACGAUAGAAUUCAUGACAGAUAGCUUCAGUUUGCCAUCGAAGAGGCAAGCUCAAAGUUGAUCGCAACAUUUUGAGAUUGCACUUUCUUUGACCAUCGUGCGAGAGAGAAAAACGUGCGAGGGAAAUCGAUGAUUUUAAUGUCGCAUUAUCUUUGUAUUCACUGCCGCGAACACGAGAUACUAUUUCAAUUUAUCCGCGAUGAUUAUCUUUUUUUGAUUUUGUCGUACUCGCCGCGACGUCAAUAAUGCGCGCGCAAACGGACGCUUAACUUCUCAACUCUGAAGCGUAUGCAAUCAGACGACAAUAUUGAAAAAACAUAAUAGUGCGAAUACUUCGCAACUCAGUCUCGUGCGACAGUGAGUUACGAGAGAACUGUGCAAUCAAAAGUCCCAUUGAAACGAAGAUAUUUUAUACGUUCGUAUAAAAUUAAUGUAAUCAAAAUUAACAGACACCAUUUAUUACGCUUAGCGUACAAUGUUGCGUGAUACGCCGCUGAUUGUAAUCGGUACAAGUUCAGCGAGUUCAGAUUUUCGUGCUGUAUAAAUAAUAGAUAUUUUACGCAAUUAUAGGUAUGUGUCAUAUCUAUUAUAUGGCAUAUUUGUUUUCGCAUCUAUUAGCACGGAAAACCGAACUCGAUAAGGUUGCAUCGGUUUCAAUUUCCGUUUAACAAUCAUAUGAGUAAUCGGUGAUGAUUGUCGAAAGUGUAUGUAAAAGUGUUCUAAAAGUCGUUUUCUCGCAAUUAUAUUAUACGAUUAUAUUAUACGAGGAAAGUAUACUCUGUCACAGACAUUUGUCCUUUUUUUCUUUCUAAUUGUCUAAUUUUAUUAGUCAAGACUGGAUUUCCAUACUGACGUUAACAUUUUUCGUCGAAGAAAAAUGUUAAGUUCGUUAAUAACUAGGAUUGUUUCACAUCACUAUUAUAGAAAGUUUAUUCAAUGGCAGAUUUUAUCUUUUCUUAGCAAGCCUAAGUCUUGAUAAAUUAAUCUCGGCAGGUUUUUAGCAGAAAAGUAUAAAAUAUGUUCAUUGUCAUUGCCAAUCAUUUCUUGUAAGAUUUUUGGCAUCUUUUGCAAAGAUUACGAGAGACAUCCGCGCUAACUUUAGAAGCGACCCUUAGAACACACUGUACAUGUGAAAUGUGCCAUUUAACACUCAUUCGUUCAUGAAGAAAGUAUAUGGCAUAUCUGAAAAUUUCCUGGAAACAUUUUGCAAAUUGAUACGCUUUAGAAUAACGUAAAUUUUUUAGGAAAGUCCUUACGUCAUUAUGUCGCUCGCAAUUCGAGUUCACUGGUCGAAGUACCCGCGAUCGACAAGCAUAGAGAAUUGUGAUAGAAAAAAAAAGAAGAAGCGAAGCAUAUCCAUCGCGUUAGAUUUGAAUGAAGCAGAACAAGUUUUGUAGACAGCUAAGAGAAAUAAUAUUUUGUUAUUUUAAGUUAUUCUUCUUGCGUAAAGUUCCUCGCAGUCGCACCGUACCGCUAUAGUUCGAUUUACAUUUUGCGUAAAUUCGACUAUAAUUUUAAGGAGACGAAGGCAUCGUCUAUUGUAGAUAUUCCCUCAACCUACAUGUAUAUUAUAUCGGAAAAAAAUUGUUAGCAACCUUAAAUUCUUCCACAUGAAUGUGAUACUUACAAAAGGGUAAUAGGCUAAAGUAAGGAAAUUUUA